This is a messenger RNA of Oncorhynchus nerka (sockeye salmon), 1897 nucleotides long. RefSeq names its product olfactory receptor 11A1-like. NCBI's taxonomy places the organism in Eukaryota, Metazoa, Chordata, Actinopteri, Salmoniformes, Salmonidae. Bases 449 to 1399 code for a protein of 316 amino acids. The transcript has a single exon. Gene Ontology annotation, cellular component: membrane. The record is from RefSeq and is a predicted model, not a curated record. Gene Ontology annotation, molecular function: odorant binding; G protein-coupled receptor activity; olfactory receptor activity. Gene Ontology annotation, biological process: G protein-coupled receptor signaling pathway; detection of chemical stimulus involved in sensory perception of smell.
ACAGGGAUUGAAUCCUGGUCUCUGGUGAGUUAUAUGUGACUUAUGCCAGGGAGAAUUACCGCACCACAGCUCUGCAAGACUAGCAUCCUGUUUCAUUCACACACUAUAGUUGGAGUGUAUGCAAGUUUAACAGUAAAGCAAAAAAUUGUGUGUCAAUUGUAUUUGUUAUUCAAAAUAUGAAUAUUAUUGAACUUACACGAUGAAUGACGUUUGCCGUAUGUUCUACUCAAUGUCCAUUACAACCACAGGUAACAAUGUUUUUCCAUGGAAUCCCUUUGAAGAGUAAUGCUGUGGCAAUGAUGCAAUGAAUCUUGAUAAUCAGUGGUAAUUAUAAGAAUGAAGCAAUUAUGAGAUGUCAAUAAGAGAUUGUUUCACCUGAUAGACACUGUUGUACUUGUCUUGUGAACUAACUAUAUCUCCAAAUACAUCUAUAGGUACUAUUGGGAAAAUGAUGAACUCAACACAAUUCACGUCAUUUAUCCUAGCUGGAUAUAGUGACAUUGGACACUUAAAGUACUUGUAUUUCAUUAUAUUAACUGUCUUAUACGUCUCCAUAGUUUUUGCGAACACAGUGCUUAUUGUGGUAAUAUGUAUGGAGAGAAGCCUUCAUGAACCCUUGUAUCUGUUUCUGUGCAGUUUGUUUGUAAAUGACUUGUAUGGUACCACUGGUUUGUUUCCUGCUCUCAUGACUCAUUUGGUUUCAGAUGACCAUACAGUUUCCACUGUGUUCUGUUACCUACAGAUAUUUGUCUUGUACACAUAUGGAUCUACUGAAUUCAUCAAUUUAGCAGUCAUGUCCUACGACAGGUACCUUGCUAUAUGUUAUCCACUACAGUAUAACGUCAUCAUGACACCCAACAGGGUGUGUAUUUUAAUUUGUGUAAUAUGGUUGUACUCUUUUGUAAAAUUCACCAUACAACUGUCUUUGACUAUUCGUUUGCAAUUGUGUGGAAACGUCAUAGACAAAGUGUAUUGUGACAACUACCUGGUAGUUAAACUUGCCUGUUCAACUUCAGACACGACAGUUAAUAACAUCUCUGGACUCUGUGGUAUUAUUUUGACUGUCGCUGUCCCUUUAAUUACUAUUGUGUUCUCUUAUAUUAAGAUUCUGACCAUUUGUUUGAAAUCUUCCAUCGAGACCAGACAGAAAGCUUUCAGCACCUGUUCUCCUCAUCUGGCCUCGCUGCUCAACUUCUCUUUCGGCUGUUUCUUAACUCUGCUCCAGAGUAGAUUUGAUAGCCCUAUGAGAAAUGUUCCAACUGUACUUCACAAUAUUUUAUCAGUGUACUAUCUGAUGUGCCAGCCACUUUUAAAUCCUAUUGUGUAUGGAGUUAGGAUGGCUAAAAUCAGACAGGCUUGUAAAUACAUACUACCUGUAGGUCUGUACCCUAAAACAUAAGCUAAGCAUUUUGUGACCUUUUCCGUCCUGAUUGUUCGAUAUUUGUGAUGUUGACUUGUGUUUUGUUACUUAGGCUAGUUGCAAAAAUGAAUGGGGGUGAGGAUGGUAAAUGUAAAACAUUUGCUAAUUUAUUAAAUAUUGUCAUAUAAAUCAAAUAUAAACAGGAGAAGUUCAUGACUUUGAAUUUCUCUCUUAAAUUGAAGUUUCUAAGGCUGCAUUCACAAAGCAAGUCCAAUUCUGAUCUUUAUUAUUGGCAAAAUAUCUGAUCUGGUUGGUCAAAAGACAAAUAAUUGGCAGAAUUAGACCACCUGUGUAAACACAUAAAAAUCUUUGUGUAAACACAAAUAAAUCAAGAUAUGCAAAACUGUCUGGAUCAAUCAACAACAGUGAAUACAUGGAAGUAAAUGUGUAAAAGGUAAGCCCACCUUAUAGCCCACCAUUAGGUCCAUCACUAAUGGAAAAUGGGCCCAGUGGGUACAUGAUUGUUUGACAUUUUCA